AUGGCAAAGAUCCUGCGGAAUCCGCCUCCUAACCGACACCACCAAGAACCACCUCUAUUAUCCUUUAUACAGAAUACUAGUUCUUUGCAACCUCCAAGGGAAGUUAAAAGUGUAUACGGCCCAGUACUGAACCCUGAGGCAUCUGUGCUCACUUGCAGUUUGUCUGAAACUGAAUUUUCUAGAUGCUUUGACAAUGUACGUUAUCUUAAGUAUGCUUUAGACUAUCUGAGGAUGGAAGGCACUUACCUUUGGGUAAUACGUUCCACAAUCUUUGAAGAUGGGUUUGUUAUCGUUAACAUCUGUGAUAAACACUACCACAACGGCGGUACUGGGCACUUCAAAUCAAAUGAACAUUUGGCCCGUAUGGGUAUAGAAAAAAAUACUAUCUACUUAGAUGCCUGGAAAAGGAUGAAACACCAUUCCACUUCCGAAGUAGCAAGGACCUACCUCAAAUCGUCCUCCCGUUCGGUCUCGGACGAUAAAGUAGUGAAUGUUGUGAUCCGUGUCAGGAUCUCGAGCCUGGAGAGUGAAGACAGGAGCGCUCUACCGAUACAAAAAUUCCCUUUUGCAUCCUUCACCUGCACUAAUGCUGUAGAUAACAAAAUCUGCGAAUUUUCCGCCCGCACAUUAGCGGAUGUAAACCCUUCUGUAGGCGACGGCAACACCGCAUGUGUCUGCGACGACUUCGAAGCCGGCGGCGGCGUUGUGUCGUUCGGCGUUGAACCGGUGACUAAGCGUUCCGACGGUGUCCGAUGGAGAUUUGGCUCAGCAGCGGUCGCUUCUCGCCGCGGAAGGUGA
Messenger RNA from Acanthoscelides obtectus, 798 nucleotides. The record is from the annotation of a GenBank genome assembly. NCBI's taxonomy places the organism in Eukaryota, Metazoa, Arthropoda, Insecta, Coleoptera, Chrysomelidae.